CUAAGAUGGUGGCGAGAGGGUUGUGGGCGGUUGGACCGUGAGGGGUAUCGACUCCAACAAAUGGUGGGACCAAACGCAGCCGAGUCCGAGGGGGGAACCGAUCCCGGGGCAUCAGCCGGCCCUGGGUGUGCUGUCGCCAUCGUGACGCCGCUGCCCGAUGCAGACAAGGAGGUGAAAAAGCUGCAGGAUUUGGUCAAAAAGCUGGAACUGCAGAAUGAGCAGCUCCGGUGUCGAAGCGGCCGCGGAGGGAGGGGGAAGGGGCUCGGCGGGGAUGGGUUACCACCACCGGCUAACGGAGCCCUGAGCGAGUGUGCGGGCGACAUCCCGGGUGUGGAGCUGAGCCCCAGCCACCCGCUCCUGACCGACUGUGAGGUGCUGUUGAGCAGUUGGAAAGCGGAGAUACCGGGCAGCGUCUUCUCGGGUGUCACUCGGUGCUGCUCCGAGCAGGAGAUUGAAGAGCAGCUGCCGCCGCCUGCUUACCUGGAGGAGGAUGUCCUGGAGCUGGAGCCGGACCUUGGCACCGUGGAGGAGGACAGCUGGUUGUAUGUUUCACCAAAGAAGACAGUGGCAACAGACACCGAUCAGAAGACACAAAACCCUCUGAAAUGGUGCAGACAGGUGCUUGAUCAUCCUAGCCCAGAGACUGAAGCUGCCUGCCGCAGUCUCAUUUGUAGACUUGAUCAAGCCAACAGAUGGAGAAACAUCUAUUGCACUCCGUUUUCUUCUGCCUGUGCUUAUAGCUCCAAUACAGAUGUCACUUCGUGUAGCAAUCUCUUAAACUCUCCUGGUUUCCUCAAAACGUCUACUAAACCAGUACUAACCCAUGGCAGUUCAGGAUAUCCAACCAUUCAUUCGGCACUGAGUUCCCAGUCAUCUAUUGACAGUGAGUUAAGCACCUCUGAUGACUCUAUCUCCAUGGGGUAUAAAUUGCAAGAUCUUACAGAUGUCCAGAUCAUGGCUCGAUUACAGGAAGAAAGUCUCCGUCAGGAUUAUGCCUCCAGUUCAGCAUCGGCUUCCCGGCGUAGCUCCAGUGCCUCUCUAAAUUCUCUCAGGAGAGGUACUUACAGUGAUCAGGAGUUUGACACUUAUAGCCUGGAUGAUGAAGAUGAAUGUGAUUACUCUUUCCCCCAGCACAACAUGCACAGAUAUUCACCUUCUCCACGAAAUUCACCUCGAUCACAGUCUCCGGUUAGAGGAGCAACAACUGCAGGCAGAGCUCGGCCUUCACGACGCUGCUUGCAGGGUCGCAUGUCUGAGCUAAUGAAUUACACGAAAAAUCAAGAGGAAAUGCGUCGCAGUAUGCCUAACCUGGCCAAGUCUGGGAUUCGUUGUUCUGACACGGGCAGAAACAGUCGAAGUUUUGAAUCUAAUUUGCAAAUGCCCGGCAGUCGGAUUUCAAGGUUGCAGCAGUCUCCAUCUGGUCCAUCUUCUGGUAAGCUCAGGUAUACUACUGGUAACAACAGCCAGAUUCCCCCCUCGAACAGACAGCCAGUGAAAGCUAUAGUAAACAAUAACUCUCCCUUGACAGCAAGGCAUCCAGUGAAAACAACAGGAUAUCCAAGUUCUGGAAGCACAGUUCGUAGAAUCCAGUCUCCUCCUUAUUCAAGCACUUCUUCUCCAACCGGCAUUGCUUCAGCUGGAAGAUCCUUUAGCUCAGCUCCUGCCCUUAAGAACACCCCUACAAAGUCACGAGUUACUGGCACUUGCACUGCCACUGCCACAGUUUCUAAGAGCAAGCUUUUGCAGCCAACAAGGAGAACUCUGCAACUACCGAAGACACACAGCACUGUGACAGAAGACAAGUGGAAAGAAGGUUGCUAUUGAGGAAAGCCCAAAGAUUCACAAACUGCUGGCACGUGAUGAAGUGAAAGCCCAGCUGGCUGGGCAGAAGUCCAAUUUAAAUCAAACACAGUAAAGAAGAGUCAAUUUUCUGGCAAAGGAACAAUAUUUUGUAAAGACUGGUUUUAAGUGCUAGUGGCCAUCUGUGCCAGGAUUUUGACACUUGGACCUCCUGUUGAUUUAUAUUAUCAGCCCAGUUGUAUAAAGCCAGGUUGUGCCAUGUGGCUACUAGUUUACAUAUUUAUGCAUUGCAAAUCCAAACUCUCCAACUGGCUGUGAACUUGAAGUAAAAUUAUGUAACAAUCAAAACUUUUAAAUUGCAAAAGCAAUCACUGUUUGCCUUGAUACUUUAUCAUCUAAACCUUUUUUCAUUCCUUUUUCAAAUGUAAGCAUAUAAUGGAAGGCAAAAUAACUGGGGUCAGUGCUUGGAGGUGUCUAGUUGCCAAGUACUUGAACGUUUCUUUGCUCAGUUCUAUUCUGAGGCUUGUAAUUUAUGUAGUAAUUGUUUCACAAAAGUCACAGCAUUUUUUGUAUGUGUUAGUGUUGCAAAUAGCCAGGAUAUGUUGCAUGAACAACAGUACUUUAUGUUCCUUAAGUGUUUGUUACAUUGUACAGGAGCAACUGGAAACAUUCCUUAACUUUCACAAAGUUGAGGCAUAUCUAAUAACAUACUUGCAAUGCCCCAAAUGUGCAAUGUGUAAUUAAACUCUUGACCACUUCAGAUUGGAUCACUGGAGAUUUAUAUCCAAGUGUGAUGAAGUUUAAAAGACAGUAUUCAUUGAGAGACGUGGUGCAGUAAAUAUGUUUCAAAAAUAUUAAGUUGCUGACCCUUUUAAUGAAACCAAGGGCUUAUAAAUCUACUGAAUUGUGAAAUAGGGGCUUAAAUAAUGUAUUAUAUCUUGAGUUCUGUGGUGGUGUUGACCAAUCAAAGUUGGCUAUUUCACUAAAUUAACCAUUGGUUUUCAUAGUGCCAAGACCCUCACUACUCAGACGUAAGAUAUUUCAUGUAUGUACAGUGAAUUUCUGAUCUCUGGGGGUGUUGUCAACCCAAGGGGAAAUUGACUGCACCAUGCUCACUUGCCACCUGAAGUGAAGUUGGAACACAAUGAGGAAGAUCAGUUGGGGUAACAAUUGUAAAAUCUAAGAAUGAAGGGUUGGGAAAGAUGGAGAGAAACUUAGCCCAUCAGUCUAUUUCAGUAUGAAAUUAAAUAUUCAAUUUAUUUAAAUUCAAAUAAUUGACCAAUACCACUUCAGUAGAUGCCAGUCCAGUGUUAUGGCAAAUAUUUAAUUGGCUGACUGUGUAUCUGAAAUGGAUUGUAUUAAAACUUUGAUGAUUUGUGACUAUUUGGACUGUCAAUUUGGCAUCAGUCUUUUUCAUGGUAUUUUUUUGUCCUGGUUAAAGAUGCAAAAUUUUAUAAGGUCUUCUUACCACAUCUUUGUCCCCACUCUUCCAGCCCACACAUCUUCAUACUUAGUUACAGGAUUUGCAAAGGAAUUACUUUACCUGAUGGAAAAACCAUUUUCAAACUCAUUUGUUGCCUCCUAAUCCCAGAUAAUCUACUGAAUAAGAAGCUGGUUAAGUUUGGAGAUGAGUAAUGAAAUGUUGAAAAUGUCAUCUCAUCUCAUUAAAAGCACUGUACGCUUGACUCAAGUAAUUAAUGAAUUUGACAAGCAGUCAGUCAAGCAGACAACUUGCUGCAGUUGGGAACAGGUGCAGCUACUUUGCUUAACAGUUUAAGCUUUAUAAUCAGUUUGGCAGAGAGGAGAAUAUUUGUGAUGCAGGAGUCUGUAGUGUGUUGUAAUCCUAAACAGAUCAAUACAGGCUUUAAUUUGGUCAGUAUGGCUCAGCCACAAUCAACUUGUCUAGUCAGGAAUGCCUCAAUUACACUAUUUCCUUGGAGUUGAGGGAAAGUAUUAAAAUUGUGCUGGUCAGUAGCAAAUCGGCUGGAAUAUGGGAUCCAGUCUUCAAACUGUUUCUUAGACGACUAAUCCCACAUUGUGAAUUAGUAGUGAGGUCAGUGCUGUGAUGUGAAUUUUAUUAUUGCCAUUCUCAAGCAGCUGAUUUACCCAACUAGCUUUGUUUUCUAUUUUAGUUCUUAAAGGACGUUAUUGAAGAAUCUUUGAAUUUGUGUAUUGCGGAGUCUUUAUAAGAUAGAAGCGUUAACAGUCUGCUUAUCUUCAGUUGUAUACUAGCAUGAAGUUGUGUAUGUUUUUAUUUCUUCACUAUGCUGGCAUUGAUUGGGUGAAUGUCAGUAGUGUAAAAGGCACAUUCCACUUCAAUUUCUUAAUUAAAUGAAACUUUUUGAA
Molecule: messenger RNA, 4146 nt
Organism: Carcharodon carcharias (great white shark)
Lineage: Eukaryota; Metazoa; Chordata; Chondrichthyes; Lamniformes; Lamnidae
Product: SLAIN motif-containing protein-like
Exons: 8
Coding region: 61-1824 (587 amino acids)
Biological process (GO): microtubule nucleation; cytoplasmic microtubule organization; positive regulation of microtubule polymerization
Cellular component (GO): microtubule plus-end
Source: RefSeq, a predicted model, not a curated record